This is a messenger RNA of Saccharomycodes ludwigii, 2343 nucleotides long. It is a transcript of the gene TSR1, whose product is annotated as small subunit rRNA maturation protein TSR1. Gene Ontology annotation, biological process: ribosome biogenesis; maturation of SSU-rRNA from tricistronic rRNA transcript (SSU-rRNA, 5.8S rRNA, LSU-rRNA); endonucleolytic cleavage of tricistronic rRNA transcript (SSU-rRNA, 5.8S rRNA, LSU-rRNA). Gene Ontology annotation, cellular component: preribosome, small subunit precursor; nucleus. Gene Ontology annotation, molecular function: GTP binding; GTPase activity; U3 snoRNA binding. Lineage: Eukaryota; Fungi; Ascomycota; Saccharomycetes; Saccharomycodales; Saccharomycodaceae. The coding region runs from base 1 to 2343 and encodes 780 amino acids. The transcript has a single exon. The record is from RefSeq and is a predicted model, not a curated record.
AUGGCUAACCAUUCACAUAGAUCUUCUUUUAAAAAGAAUCACAAAGCUUUUAAAUCAAAACAUGCCUCAAAAAGUUCCUUGAAAAAGCUAACCAAAGGUAGAGUUGAAUCAGAUGAAUCGAGAAAGACAGGUAAACCAAACCAUAAGGUGAUUCCUAAGCUUCAAAGGAAACAUUUGGCAAAACAAAAUAGAGAUAAAAAAAUCAAAGAAUCUUUACAAAACCGUAAAUUGUUUGAAGGCACUAAUGGUGCGGAGAAGAUUAUCACUAUUAUUCCAUUAACCACUGAUGUUUAUGCAGAUGAUAUUGUCAAGAAAUUGCUAAUAUCAGAAUUAACUGAAAAUCAGCUAAUGGAUUUGAAUAUUAAAAUGCCAUCUGUUACAAAUGUUACCAUAGCAAAAUACAAAUCCAAUUUAAAAUUUAUUAUUCCAGACAUGAGUAAUAUUAUAAACGUUUUAGACUCUGCUAAAGUUGCCGAUUUUGUUAUAUUUGGACUAAGUGGUACUUCUGAAGUUGAACAACAAUAUGGUGAACAAAUCAUUAGAAGUUUGGAAUUGCAAGGUAUUUCAUCAUAUCUUGGAGUUGUUACCAACCUAUCUGAUGUUCAUCCAAAGGAGAAAUUUCAGCUAGAUGUUAAACAAUCUUUGGAGAGUUUUUUUAAGCAUUUUUUUCCCAAUGAAGAUCGUGUGUACAACUUGGAAAAAAAAUCAGAUUCAUUAAAUGUAUUGAGAAUCUUGAGCCAAAAACUUCCUAGAUCAGUUAAUUGGAGGGAUAAUAGAGGUUAUUUGGUAGCAGACAUUAUAGAUUUUAUUGAGAAUUCUGAAAACGAAGGACAUUUAGUCAUUGAUGGUACCGUCCGUGGUAUUGGGUUUGACACUAACAGAUUAGUUCAUUUGCCAGGAUUUGGUGAUUUCCAAAUCAGUAAAAUAGAUAAAAAGGCUAAAUUAAAGGGAUUAAACGAAGAUUCAUUUUUACCAAACGAAGAUCAAAAUUCCCUGGAACAGUACGCCCCGGAAGAUUUAGAUAUGGAAGAUGAUGCUGGUUACUACGAAAGAGAUGAAUUUGAAUAUGAUAACUUAACGUCAGCCAGAUAUGAUGACCAUGGUUAUUUAUCAGGAAGAAAGGAAGAAAUUAAGAAAGUCAAGAUGCCACUGGGUACUUCGCAAUACCAGGCAAGAUGGUACCUGAAUGAUGAACAAGAUGAUGCUGUUGAUGAUGAUGAUGAUGAUGAUGAUGAUGAAUUAGAUAUGGAAGUAGAGAUGACUCCAGAAGAAGGUUCUGUAACUGAUCCAGAUAUUGGUGCUGUAAAUGACUAUUCAGAUACUGAAGUUGAUGCUGAAGCUGAAGAUUUUAUGGAUUUAAGUCCUGAGGAAGAAGAAAGACAGUUAAUGGAAUAUCGUGCCUUAGAAAAGGAAGACCAAGAAUUUCCAGAUGAAAUUGAAUUGAAUCCUUCAGAAUCUGCUGUUGAGCGUUUAAAAAGGUAUAGAGGUUUGAAAAACUUACACAAUUGUGACUGGGAUGUUGAUGAAAUAGAUCCUGAAACACCCGCUGAAUGGAAAAGAAUCUUAAGAAUUAGUAAUUACAAAAAUACUAAAAAAAAGUUGACCAAAGAUGCUAAAAAAUCUGCCCAAGUAACGGCUGGUGAUAAAAUAAAACUAUAUAUUAAAUUUCCUAAGAGUCUACUAGCCAAUGUUAUGGAUCCUUCCCAAAUAUGUUUUGCAGUAUAUGGUUUGUUGGAACAUGAACAACAAUAUACAGUCUCUAAUUUUUCUAUUGAAAGAUGGGAAGAAUACGAGGAUCCAGUUCCCUCGAACGAACCUAUAAUAGUUCAAUAUGGAUUUAGAAGACAAGUAAUACAACCGAUGUUCUCUGCCGCUUCUAAUAGUCCUAAUAAUGUUCAUAAGUUUGAACACUUUCUACACAAAAAUGCUCUAUCAAUUGUAACUUGUAUUGCUCCAACUGAUAUGACACAAUCUCCAGCAAUUUUUUUCAAAACUUCUGCUUCAAAUACACUAGGUAUCGAAUUUAUUGGACAUGGUUCUUUCUUAAACUCUGAUCAUACCAGAAUUAUGGCUAAAAGAGUUAUAUUAACAGGAGAUCCAUUUAAGUUCCAUAAAAAAGUGGUUACUGUUCGUUUUAUGUUUUUUAAACCAGAAGAUGUUGAAUGGUUUAAAUCAAUUCCUUUAUUUACAAAGAGUGGGCGGACUGGGUUUAUUAAAGAAAGUUUGGGUACACACGGUUAUUUCAAAGCUACUUUUGACGCUAAACUUUCUGCACAGGAUGUUGUAGCUAUGUCUUUAUAUAAACGUAUGUGGCCUAAACCAUCUACUGCAUGGGAUCGUUAA